AUGACUUCGAAUUUCAGUCUAGAUAUUGAAAAGAGUGAAGCCGAUACAAGGAGAAUUUCAAAAGACCGAGGAAUCGAUAUAAACCCAUUGAAAAGAGGGCCUUCAUUAGACCCUAGUCCAAAUCAUUUACACAAAUCAAUGUAUGGUGCUGUGUCGUCAGAUAUAGAACUCUGCUCACAACUGGGUGUUGACAUCUUGAAGAAAGGUGGGUUCGCAGCAGAUGCAGCUGUUACUGUUGCUUUAUGUGUUGGUGUUAUUAAUUCCUUCAGCUCAGGUAUCGGAGGUGGUGGGUAUAUUGUAUCAAAGCAAUAUGGUAAACAAGCUAUCUCCAUUGAUGCUAGAGAAAUGGCUCCAUUAGCAGGUCAUAAAGAUAUGUUUAAAGGACGUGAGCAUUUAUCACAAGUUGGUGGAUUGGCAGCAGCAAUUCCUGGUGAAUUGAAAGGUUUAUACACACUUUACAAACAUGAAGGUUCUGGUAAACUAACCUGGGCAGAAUUAAUUGAACCAGUAAUUGAUGUCGCUGAAAAUGGGUGGAAUGCAUCUGUUGUUUUAGCUGCUGCUAUAGAAAUUGAUAAGAAAUUCUUUAGGGAACACUAUUCACUUUGGGAUUUUGUCUUCAAGGAAGGUUCAAAACAUGAUGUUGUUAAAGCUGGUGAUUUAAUCAAAAGACCUAAAAUUGGUGAAACAUUACGUUUGAUUGCUAAUAAUGGGAGUGAUGCUGUUUUUUAUGAUCCAAAUGGACCUAUAGCUGGUAAUUUGAUUCAAGCUGCCAAUGCUAAUGGUGGUGUUUUUUCAAAAGCAGAUUUUGAAAACUAUGAAGUUGAACUCUCUCCAGCAUUGAAAACUGAAUAUCUUGGUAAUGAUGUUUACACAUGUGCUGGUUCAUGCUCUGGGGCUGCUUUAAUCUCGGGGUUGAACAUUAUGGAUCAUUUUGGAACAUUAGAAGGUGGUGAUAUGGACCCUUUAGCUACACACAGACUAGUUGAAGCUAUGAAAUGGGUAGCAAGUGCUAGGAGUAGACUAGGAGACUCCACAAAUAAUGAUACAACACAUAUCACUAGUCAAGAUUGGUCAGACUAUGCAUUGCGUCAUAUCAAAGAUAACCAGACGUUAGCAAAUUGGUCAGACUACAAGCCAGCUUAUGAGCUCAAUAACCCUCAUGGGACUACUCACUUCUCAAUCGUCGAUGGCCAUCACAAUGCUGUCUCCAUGACCUCAACUGUCAACCUAUUAUUUGGUUGUUUGGUUAUUGAUCCAGUUACUGGUAUAAUUUUUAAUAAUGAAAUGGAUGAUUUCUCAGUGCCUGGCGUUCCUAAUGCCUUCGGUAUUGAGCCAUCAAUUUAUAAUUUCAUAAGACCAAGAAAAAGACCAUUGUCAUCAUCGUCACCAACCAUUGUGGUGAAUGAAUUAUUGAAACCGGAUCUUGUUAUUGGUGCAGCUGGUGGUAGCAGAAUUGUGACUUCUGUUCUUCAAGCCAUUGUUCGUAUUUAUAGUUAUAACAUGCCACUAUUGGAAGCCAUUGCAUAUCCACGUUUCCAUCAUCAACUUUUGCCAAACCAUAUUGAACAUGAAGAACACAUUGGCUCUGAUAUUUUAACUUCAUUACAAGAAAAAGGCCAUGAGACAUUCCUUCAACCUCCAAAGACCGUUAUUAACGCUAUACGGAGAUGGGCCGGUGAUUACCAUGCAGUCAGUGACUAUUGGAGGAAAAGGGGCGAGUCAUGUGUAGUUUGA
This is a messenger RNA of Hansenula anomala, 1734 nucleotides long. RefSeq names its product gamma-glutamyltransferase (gene ECM38). Bases 1 to 1734 code for a protein of 577 amino acids. The transcript has 2 exons. Gene Ontology annotation, cellular component: fungal-type vacuole; plasma membrane. NCBI's taxonomy places the organism in Eukaryota, Fungi, Ascomycota, Saccharomycetes, Phaffomycetales, Wickerhamomycetaceae. Gene Ontology annotation, biological process: glutathione catabolic process. The record is from RefSeq and is a predicted model, not a curated record. Gene Ontology annotation, molecular function: glutathione gamma-glutamate hydrolase.